AGUUUGACUACUUCAGCAAGAUGUCAAUUUAUAACUGCUCUUUUGAUCUAAUUGCUAAAAAAGAAGAGUGGGGUUGUCUCCCAGGGGAAAAGUGUUUCAAUCUCACCUCAGGCAUGAAUGGCAGCCACAUCGAUCUGGAAGAUGCAUGUUUGACGGAGGAAGGGUACCUCGAGAAAUACCUGGGGCCUCGUCGUUCAUCUGUGUUCCUCCCUGUCUGCCUCAUCUACCUGAUCAUCUUCAUGAUAGGUGUGGUGGGGAAUGUGCUGACAUGCACUGUCAUUGCACGCAACAAAGUGAUGUGGACGCCAACAAACUACUACCUGUUCAGCCUGGCAGUGUCAGACCUGCUAGUACUGCUGCUUGGCAUGCCAUUAGAGCUGUAUGAGCUGUGGCAGAACUACCCUUUCCUUCUGGGGAAGGGAGGCUGCUACUUUAAAACCUUUCUAUUUGAGACAGUCUGCUUGGCAUCCAUCCUCAACGUGACGGCACUGAGUGUGGAGCGCUACAUCGCUGUGGUGCAUCCACUGCGUGCAAAGUACGUUGUGACGCGCACCCAUGCCAAGCGGGUCAUCCUGACGGUGUGGGGUGUGUCGGUGUUGUGUGCUGUUCCCAACACAAGUCUGCAUGGGAUCGCCACCCUUUACAGUCGCUCCUCCAGCCCUGGCAUGAACAUAAAUGUGGAGAUCCCUGACUCGGCAAUCUGUACAUUGGUGAAACCACGCUGGAUAUACAACCUGACCAUCCAAGUGACCACCUUGCUAUUUUUCAUUAUGCCCAUGCUCACCAUCAGCGCGCUCUACAUGCUCAUUGGGCUACAGCUGAAGCGGGAAAAGAUGCAUCAGGCACUGGAAGCAAAGUCAGGCUUUGGUCAGGAUAGCUUCUGUAACAUCCGUACACAGCAGCAGAAGGCUCGCCGACGUCAGGUCACUAAAAUGUUGUUUGUUUUAGUGGUGGUGUUUGCAAUCUGCUGGGCCCCAUUUCACACUGACCGCCUCAUGUGGAGUUUCAUCAAUGACUGGACUGACAGCCACAUGGAAAUUUUCCAGUACGUGCACAUCAUCUCUGGAGUGUUUUUCUACCUCAGCUCAGCAGUCAACCCAAUCCUGUACAACCUUAUGUCCACACGCUUUAGAGAGAUGUUCAAGGAAGUCAUGUGCCAUCGGCCGCAUCACAUUACUCCCAGAAAACACUCGCUUAGUGUCACCCGGGUGACACUCCGCAGCACCCUGAGUGAUGCUCCAAUCAGCAACGGAACCGCCAUUGUUGAAGCUGAGGCAGAAGACGGAGACGGGCGGAUGAAAGAUGAGACCAGUUUUUCAUGUUAAAAAAAAAAAAAUCUUGAAGGGCAGGAUGACAUAUUCAGACUAGAAUGGCAUGGUGUUCAGAAAGACUGUCUCACUCUGAACCAGUGUAUUCAUCAACUCAUCAAUAGCAAGUUUGAAACAGGUAUGUCAGCUAAAUACCUAAAAUACAGCAGAAAAAAAUCAGUCUUCUGCUGAGGCUGUCAGGUUGCAGUGGAAGUCUUACUAUGAUGGUUUUGAAAACUUUACUCAUAAGUCAGCAAAUCACAUACUAAAGUUGAAAUGCAGGCUCAUAUAGCCAUAAGAAUGGUCAAUAGUCAGUUUGCCCUGACAUCUAAUGUGUGAUGUACAAAUUCCAUUCAAAUGAAGAUAUAUUUUUGUCAGCACUUGGAAAAUUUAAAUUAUGACAAUACAGUUUACAAAACUCGUGUAAUUUAUAAAAGGAGUUAAACCAGAUGGACCAAUGAAUACUAAAGCUUGUCCAAGCCAGACAGGGCUUGAAAACUUAAACUUGGCCAUGUACAGUAAGAAUGUGAAACAAUAUGAUGUAAAAUAUCAAUAAA
Molecule: messenger RNA, 1864 nt
Organism: Thunnus maccoyii (southern bluefin tuna)
Lineage: Eukaryota; Metazoa; Chordata; Actinopteri; Scombriformes; Scombridae
Gene: nmur1a
Product: neuromedin U receptor 1a
Exons: 2
Coding region: 21-1325 (434 amino acids)
Biological process (GO): G protein-coupled receptor signaling pathway
Cellular component (GO): plasma membrane
Molecular function (GO): neuromedin U receptor activity
Source: RefSeq, a predicted model, not a curated record